Helianthus annuus (common sunflower) is the source of this 2075-nucleotide messenger RNA. RefSeq names its product probable methyltransferase PMT23. The transcript is spliced from 7 exons. Gene Ontology annotation, molecular function: methyltransferase activity. Gene Ontology annotation, cellular component: cytoplasm; endosome; trans-Golgi network. Bases 95 to 1906 code for a protein of 603 amino acids. The record is from RefSeq and is a predicted model, not a curated record. Lineage: Eukaryota; Viridiplantae; Streptophyta; Magnoliopsida; Asterales; Asteraceae.
UCACCACCCUUUACCGCACUCUCACUUUACAAACCCCCAAAAUUUCAACUUUCCAUCUCUGUCCCUCCGAUCACCCUAUUCCACCCUCCGUACGAUGGCACUUUCCGUUAAUAAUCUCGUAAAAUUACGCAAAUACCCUUUCAUUGCAUUCCUCUUCUUCAUAAUCCUCUUCGUCACAUUCUUCAUCUUAACCACCAACACCUCUCAACCACCACUCCGUCAACCUUCCGUCACAAAAACAAUCCCUACAACACCAUCACCGUUACCAUUACCGUUACCGUUGCCGUUACAGGAAACAGUGAGUAAUGAUAGUACGGAAACUGUGAUUAAUAGUGAAUUGGAUGAUAGUGAUAGUGGUGAGGGUUUAGGGUAUGAAUGGAAGGUGUGUACAGGUUCUCUGGCUGUGGAUUACAUACCGUGUUUGGAUAACCGGAAGGCGAUAAAGGCGCUGCGAUCGAGACGGCAUAUGGAGCAUCGAGAGCGGUAUUGUCCGAAACCGAAUCCGAAAUGUUUGGUUCCGUUGCCUGAUGGAUACAAAGUGCCGGUUCAUUGGCCUAAAAGUAGGGAUAUGAUAUGGUUUGACAACGUCCCACACCUUAAGCUUGUCGAAUACAAAAAGGAACAAAACUGGGUUAAAAGAUCUGGUAAUUAUCUUCUUUUUCCUGGAGGAGGUACUCAAUUUAAAGAGGGAGUUAAUCAUUACAUCCAAUACAUUGAAAAGAAUCUACCAAAAAUCGGUUGGGGGAAGCGCACAAGGGUGAUUCUCGAUGUCGGUUGUGGUGUUGCUAGCUUCGGUGGAUAUUUGCUGGACAAAAAUGUUAUAACAAUGUCAUUCGCUCCGAAAGAUGAACAUGAAGCUCAAAUACAGUUUGCUCUAGAAAGAGGAAUUCCCGCCACGCUCUCGGUAAUUGGAACACAAAGACUGACUUUUCCAGAUAACGCAUUUGAUUUGAUUCACUGUGCACGAUGCAGGGUGCACUGGGAUGGAUACGGUGGAAAGCCGUUGUUGGAGUUAAACAGAGUUUUACGGCCCGGGGGCGUUUUUAUCUGGUCCGCUACACCCGUUUACCGUGACGACGAAAGAGAUAAAAAAGUCUGGAAAGCCAUGGUAGCUCUCACAGAAUCUAUUUGCUGGAAGGUAGUGGCUAAAAGUUUCGAUUCAUCCGGAAUCGGGCUGGUUAUAUAUGAAAAGCCUGUUUCAUCUUCCUGUUACAAAUCGCGUAAAGAAAACAAUCCACCGCUAUGCGAUGAAAAUACCCGGCCCAAAACUUCAUGGUAUACACCUCUUGACGGCUGUAUUUCCGCAAUUCCAAUAACAAAUACAUGGCCUACACCUUGGCCUCAAAGGCUCAAUAGUAAACCGUUAAGUCUUUCAACCGAUCCAGAAGCUGAACGGGUCUUUCACGAGGAUACCAAACACUGGUCUGAACUUGUAACAAAUGUUUACAUAGGAAGCCUUGGUGUGAACUGGUCAAAUGUGCGGAAUGUAAUGGAUAUGAACGUCGGUUAUGGCGGGUUUGCUGCUGCUUUGAGUGAUCUACCUCUAUGGGUGAUGAAUAUUGUUUCUGUUAACGGGCCCGACACUUUGCCGGUAAUAUUUGACAGAGGGCUGAUUGGUAUUUACCAUGACUGGUGCGAAUCGCUUAAUACCUACCCUAGAACUUAUGAUCUUCUGCAUUCCAGCUUCCUUUUCGGCAACGUAACCCACAGGUGUGACGUGUUGGACGUUGUAGUUGAAAUGGACCGCAUAUUAAGACCAGGCGGGGUUGUGAUAGUGGAAGAUAACAUACAAAUGUUAAACAAGUUGAAACAUAUUUUUCGGUCACUUCACUGGUCAACUAGCUUACAUCAGCAGCGAUUCCUAGUUGGUCGGAAAGGUUUUUGGCGUCCGGAAACCAAAAGAUAAACAAAAGUUUCUCACUAAGUAUUAUGUAUCAUCUACCUUUAAGUUAUUAAACCAUGAUGCUCAAAAAAAAAAAAAAAAAAAAAAAAAAAAAAAAAAAAAAAAAACCAGAAAUGGAAUAACUUUUUUUUAUUUAUUUUUAUAUGAAAUGUCAGUCAAAUUAUAUCAUCAA